AUGCUUCACGAAAUCCUGCUCUCCCUCUCGGGGCACCCCUCCCCGCUGCUCACAGCCGCGAUCUCCGACACCACCUCAUCCUCCUUUGCCCUCUCGCCGUCUGAGCGGCAACUACUCGCCUCGGCCGCGCACCUCUCCGACCUGCACAUCAAGCUCAUCAAGCACUCUGCGCGCAUCACCUCUUCCCACCCGUCGACCGUCUGCCGCGCCAUCGCCACCGCCAUUCAGUCAGUACACCUCGCCGCGCUCCGUCGCACGGUGCUUGAGGUGGAGGCGGGCAUCCUGCGGCAGGACCCGGACCUUGUGGGCGCCUACAACAUUGUGCCGCUGACGGCCGUCAUGGGCAUGUUCCAGCCUUGGACGCGUCGUCUCGAGUGGCUCUGGGAGGUAGUGCAAUUUGUCGAGGCCAAGGACGCCAGCGGGCGGCUGUGCUGGGGCGCGCGCGCCAUCGAUCGCCUGCGCGCCGAACUGCAGAGCGGCUACCGCGACGUCGAAGAGACGGCGCUGACGCUGGUCGCCGCGGCGGAAACGGCCUGGCUUCGGCAGGUCUCGGCGUGGAUCUUUUACGGCCGCCUGCCGAGCGCGACCGGCGGCGAGGACUUUUUCAUCCGCAGCAGCGAAGACGGGGACUACGUGAGCGUCGCGGGCCUGCUCCCGGCCUUUGUCACGCCAGCGACGGCAAAGUCGAUGCUGUUCAUCGGCAGGUCCCUGAACCAGAUUCGCGCACGUAGCACGACACUCUCGACGGCAAGCGGUUUCCAUAACACAGCGGCCAAACUGCAGGCCCUGGUCGACCUAAAAUCGCCGCUCAGCUCGGCGAGUUUUACCGGUACGAUACGCGACAUCCGGCAGUCGCUAUCGCAGGAUAUUCUAGAGGAGAUAUUACCACUGUCGGAAGUCAUGUCGACCAUGCAGCUCCUCCGCGAAUUCUUCCUGCUCGGCCGCGGCGAGUUUGCCAUGGCGUUGACGCAAGAAGCCGACGAGCGCAUCCGCCGCCGUUGGCGACGAGCCGGCAACCUCGCGCGCGAAGCCGCGAGCGUCCAAAACGUCACGGUCAAGAGCGGCGAGGUGUCAGCGGCGCUGGCCCGGACAUGGGCGUCACUAUCCUCAUUUGAGCAGUCUGUCGAGGACGGCGACGGCGACGAGCUACUCGACCGUGCGCGCGACUCGCUCCGCCUCCAGCUCGUCAAGUCCCGACCCGACAUCUCCGUUACCGCUCGUCCAGGCCUGAGCGAGGCCGCCGUCGCGCGGCUCGCCGGCUUGCCCUUUGGCAGCCUGCUCUUCUCCGUGCCCGUCACGCUCGCGAUGCAGCUGCCGCCGGCCGUCGAUAUGGUCAUCUCCCCGUCCGACAUGCAGCUCUAUAGCUGCGUCAACGCCUACCUCAUUGCGCUCCGCCGCGCGCACAUCCGCCUCACCGACCUGUGGAAGUUGACGUCGCUGCGGCGCCACUACCCCGGGCCGCGGGGCGCGACAGAGUACGCACAGGAGCUGCGGCAGCGGUGGUCGGCCCGCGCGCGCGUCCUGCGCGGCACGUGGACGACGGCCAGCGCCGCCAUCUUCUUCCUCGGCGAGACGGAGGCGUACUUCCAGACGCAGGUCGUCGCGGGGCUGUGGCGUGGUUUCCAAGCCUGGCUCACCGGCGAGACCAAGCACGAUAACAACACGCAGGACCCUGUCGCACCAGCCGACGAAAUGGAUAUAAGCGACGACGACGACGACGACGCUUUAGUCCAGCCCACCCCUCCUCCAACUCGUCCCACCACAAGUUCUUCCUGCGCUGCCGCUGCUGCCCCUCGCAAAGCCCGGCACGACCAGCAAACGCUCGCCACCGGACACACCGUCUACCUUGACACGCUCGUACACCGUCUCCUCCUCACGCAGGAAGACUACACACGUCCUCUCUACGCGCUUCUCGUGCACAUUGACCACCUCGUCACGCACGUCCACCGCCUCCACAGCAUCUUCACGUCCAUCGACCUCGAGACGGACGCCGGCGUUGUCGACGCCUCGGCCAACCUCGAGGCCGAGGAGGCGCAGGUCCUGCAGCAGCUGCGAGCCGUGGAGCGCAGCGUGCGCGGUGGCAUCGAGGACGUCGUGGCCGCGCUCGAGGCCCUCAGCGUGGACGAAGGGUUCCUGCAGGCGUGGGAUGGCGACGCGCCGCUGGCGGCGACCGAGGCGGCGGCGGUGGCGCAGAUGGACGAUUGGGCGCCGGGAGAGGCAUAUCGACCAGAGAGGGUGGGUGGGCUAAAUAGAUUGCUGAUGCAGCUGAAGUUUGGUAGCUAG
Molecule: messenger RNA, 2283 nt
Organism: Akanthomyces muscarius
Lineage: Eukaryota; Fungi; Ascomycota; Sordariomycetes; Hypocreales; Cordycipitaceae
Exons: 1
Coding region: 1-2283 (760 amino acids)
Biological process (GO): mitotic cell cycle; microtubule nucleation; spindle assembly
Cellular component (GO): spindle pole; gamma-tubulin complex; centrosome
Molecular function (GO): gamma-tubulin binding; microtubule minus-end binding
Source: RefSeq, a predicted model, not a curated record